Hyaloscypha bicolor E is the source of this 2544-nucleotide messenger RNA. RefSeq lists its product as uncharacterized. Gene Ontology annotation, biological process: arachidonate metabolic process. The coding region runs from base 1 to 2544 and encodes 847 amino acids. Gene Ontology annotation, cellular component: membrane. The record is from RefSeq and is a predicted model, not a curated record. NCBI's taxonomy places the organism in Eukaryota, Fungi, Ascomycota, Leotiomycetes, Helotiales, Hyaloscyphaceae. The transcript is spliced from 5 exons.
AUGCUACUGUUUCACGAGGAGACCAUGCGAUACCUGUCAGAUGCGGAGUUAAAAUUAGAGGGUAUUUUAAACGGUAUGGAGGCAAACAAGUCAUCUGCCUCAAUUAUGGUUGGUCUUGAUUUGGAUGCUUUUCUCAACUUCGGACCCCGGUUUCCUGACCAAAGGAAGCUUCUCGACCUUAUCGAUGGCUGGACAGAACAAGCACAAGGCAGUAUUUCUCCUUUGAAGGCAGUACUACACAUCGCCUUGUCACGAAAAGCGGUCCCAGAGCAUUUCAUCCAUAGGCUUGACAACUUACCCGUUAUCAGAGCAAGUUUGGGGUGCGGUUUGGCUAGAAGAAGGAAGUUUGACCUUGCCACUUCAUUGUUAAAAGACGCACUUCUGAAGUCCAGGGGCGCUUUCAGACUGAUUGAGUUCGGUUAUCUCUCAGCAGAGCUUGUCAAAUGUUUCAAUGCUCUGCAAGAGGAUGAAAAGGGAGAAUCCACUGGAAAGCGUGCCUUAACAUUGUUAACGAUGAAGGGUAAUGACUUAAAGAUGCGAACUGACUUAGCCUAUUUGACUGUAGCCAUCGGGGAUUCUCUCAUAGGCCAGGGUAAAUACGGCGAAGCAAAAGCCAUGUUUACAACCGUUCUCAAAACGGAGGACCUUCCUCCACGUUUGGCCGCUGUUACAGCCCUGAGGAUGAACAAAGUCAACAGGAGGAUUCUACUAAAAGAUGGGUGCACUUUGGCACUUGCCAGCCCGUUGGGCACUGCACUUUCUUGUGUAGAAGAGGCUGAAAGGGAAGUGAAGCUGGAAUGUAUAACAGAGAUUGGUGCAACCAUUGCUCAAUUGGAAUUGAACAGCCAGGAAGAUGUUUUUGCGGACCAUGACGUACAAAACUUUCUCCGAGCUACGGUAGAGACAUUCUCUAAGGACGAAAAUUUGGUGCAGGAUUGGCGAUUGGAGAAUGUUAACGUCCACCUAUCGGAGAAAAAGCGCACAUUUUCACCGGAACGCACUCCAAGUCCCCAUAUUACAUUCGAUCAAGAAUAUCGGACCGAAGGGAUUUCUACAAAUUCAAGCCAUGAGGCUCGGAGCCACAUAGUCCAUGAAAGUUGGGAACAAAAGUCGGCUUUCACGCUUGAGAGGGGGGGCGUACGAAGUUACGCCAGUCUUCUAAUGUUAAGGGCUCUUAUGACCGCAAUAAGACGAAUAGAACUGGAAUAUAACGACGCACAUAUGACCAGCUUCCAUCCAUUUGGGCGACCAGGUUCCGCCAAUAAAAUGAGUCUAGAUGAGUCCUCCCUCGUUGUCUUCCUUCCAUGCCACUAUUUUGAUUACAUCGUGGGUGCAGGUACCGGAGGUAUUGCCGCCAUAAUGCUCUCGCGUUUGCGUAUGUCCGUUCAAGAAUGCCUGGAAAAUUUUAAGAGGAUAUCUUCAGAGCUAUUUGAGAGAAGGAUUAAUGUUUUUGGAUUUCCACGGCCGAAGUAUAAUAAAUCCAUCCUCCCCUCUGCCAUUGACACCAUUAUUUCAGAAAGGACACCGAGUCAUAGUCAAUCUGUGCAAGCAGUCAAAUUCAAGAGGUUCCUAUCUCCACCUGAUUUAUGCCGAACAAUUGUCCUCGCAGUCCGUAAAGAGAGGAUAACCAGUCAACCAGAUGAAACAACACCAAAUCAACGAGAAUUUGAGUGCCUAUACUUAUUCAGGUCCUACAAGAUAGAAGAAUUCGAUCCUGAUAAUCCUCUUCGAAAUUACGGAUGGGAUAUAAAUCAUACCAUACGGGGUGUUUGGUUUACUACCAUAGUCGACCCUACGUUUUUCGAAGCUGCAAUAAGCGAAGGCGAUUUUUCUUUUGAUGGUGGCGCUGGAGUGAACCCUACAUUUGAAGCCUUGGAAGAAAUAUUCCGGUUACAUAAGAACUCCCCAAUAAUGUCAGCCAGUUUUGGCGCUGGAAAGCCCCCCUUGCCAGUGUUUCUUUUCGGGAAGGGACGGGGGCUGCCCUCGCUGAUUAUGCAGCGUGAAGUAUUCAGACUUCUAAAACCGGACAGUAUAGCAGCGCUGGAUUGUGAGGAGAUACACCUGUUAGUUCAAGAAAGGGCUAGGCGUCUUGCCGAUGGCCCAAAAAGCUUCCAGUACUUUCGUUUCAACGUGGAGGGAGAUCUCGGGAAUGUUCCAUUUGACGAGUGUAAAACGAACAGGGAUGAUGGAAUGGGAGGAAAGUGCUCAACUUUCGAAUACAUAACUCGCUGCACUGAUAUUGAGCUCGGGAAGCUCCAAGUUCAAGAGCAACUACGGGAAUUGGCGACUCAACUCGUGAAACAGCGUCGGCAACGUAUCAGAGACGACCCUGAUCGUUGGGAGCGCUUUGCAUGCUGCACAGUAUACAUCUGUUCGGACGACGAAUGCAGAAUUGAUGGGAAGGGUAUAUUCAAUCUCCGGCGUGAGAUGAGAGCACAUCUUCAGGUAAUCCAUGAGUUGCCAGAAGGAGAGCAGGGACAAGAAUUGGAAACGAGGCUUGACGAAUGUCGGAAACUACCGGAGUAUCCCGGUGGACCUUUCUAG